GCAGUCACCAAACACUUAGAGGGAAAGCGACAAACGUUAUGUCAGGCAGGAUGUCAUGUAGGUCCUUGCUGUUUGUGUAGGUUACACUCACGUCACUUCAAAACCAGCACAUUUAGUCGAAAUUGUAGAGGAGUCGUAGCAACCUGCGUCGUUAUUUUACGCGAAGAAAGACGAAAACCUGCGUAGUUUGUCAGUUGGACCUCUGCAACGGCCACCGUUAGCUUGAGGCCUAGCAGUUAGCUAACGUGACAUUACACCGAGGUUUGCUGGGAAACUUCUCAGAUGACACAGGCUUUCCACCGGUAAGUGUCCAGUGGAAAAACAAACCCCAUCAUCACAAUGACAGCUCAGGAAGGAGAGGGAUGGGGAGGCAUUAACCUGUCACCUCACCUGCACACAGAUGAGUGUAACGAACUGAUAACUCGCCUGAGGCAGUGCCACGCAGAGCACAGUGUCAUGAAGUUCUUCGGCACGUGUAAUGAUGCGGACCGUGCUAUGCGUAAGUGCCUGAAGAAAGAGAGACUGGAAAAGCGGGAGCGCAGCAAGCAGCAUGCACAGGAGAUGAGAAAGAGGCUGAAAGAAGGGUCCAAAGAGCAGCUCUGAAGGACAUCUUACUGCAACUUUGCCACUGGCACUGCGAGUUAAAACUACUCAGAUAAUGGGACACUGACUUAAUUAUGACACUGCUCAGCCUGCACUGCUCUUUUGAUGUUAAGACAGAGGAAGAGUUAUAACUUCUGUUUUAUUAUAUUGGCACUGACAGGUCUAAGAGUCAUGUGCUGUUCUUCCUAGUGUAAUCACUGUUUUGACAUUAGCAGAGAGAAACAUGAGUAAGAGGCAAAGUUAUUUAAAUGUUGGGAUCAUAUACCAGCGAUGACGUGGUACAGAUGCACAGCUCACUCUUACAUUUCCUGUGACGUGAACCCUUCUAACACUUUUAACUGUUUUAUCAUCUGCACAGACUGAAACUUGCAGUGUUACCAGAACAUUUUAAGUCAACACAAAAACAACAGCAUUCGGUCCUUUGGAUUAAAGAUUGCUGUCGGGGAUCAUCAUUUAUUUCCCCCUCUGUUAGCAGAACAGCUCCAGCUCCAUCAAAGAGAUUAGUGUGGCUGCUGGCACAAGCUUUUCAUCAAACCAUUAUUUAAGUUGGCAGGACACCUCAGGAAUAUUCUGGUGCCUGUUUUAUUCAUGAAAACAGGGAAAGUCAAUUUCAGGGUAUCAGAGGAGCAUGGAAAAAGAAAGACCCAAAACAGGAUGACCAGUGGCUUUGUUUUACUCUCAAUGUGAACAUACACUCAUGAACACACUCAUCAUUGUAUGAAAGUUUAUUUGAAUGAGGAAUCAUAGUGAUUCAUUACAAGUUUGAUUGGUUUCAAAUAAAGUGAAAUUGUGAGUUACUUUAAGAAACCAUG
Molecule: messenger RNA, 1415 nt
Organism: Epinephelus lanceolatus (giant grouper)
Lineage: Eukaryota; Metazoa; Chordata; Actinopteri; Perciformes; Serranidae
Gene: cmc2
Product: C-x(9)-C motif containing 2
Cellular component (GO): mitochondrion
Source: RefSeq, a predicted model, not a curated record